Molecule: messenger RNA, 2390 nt
Organism: Tupaia belangeri chinensis (Chinese tree shrew)
Lineage: Eukaryota; Metazoa; Chordata; Mammalia; Scandentia; Tupaiidae
Gene: PRR35
Product: proline rich 35
Exons: 3
Coding region: 509-2206 (565 amino acids)
Source: RefSeq, a predicted model, not a curated record
CAGGGCAGGGACGUGCGGGUGCUCGUCUGUUUAGCCGCCUGUUUGCAGAUGAGGAGGCAGCACCAGGCAGGGCUUGCCCAGGGAGAGCUGGUGGAACACAGCUCAGCUCUGAGCGCAGCUCCCCCAGGCUCUGGUUGACACCCUCUGUCCUGGAGCUCAGCCCCCGGCCCUGACCUGGGUGGGCAGUCGCUGUCAGGGGCCAGACCCUGACAGAUGCGGGCUGGCGGCCCCUCUCCUGCGCCCUCCUAGCUGACACCCCAUCACACCACUGUGAGGACCCCGGGAGACCUGGCCGCCUCCGUGCACCCCGCAGCAGCCUGCAGGCGUCGGGGGCGGGGACGGUGCCAGGCGCCCCUCACUCGCCGGCUGCACCUGCGCCGCCACUCCUGGCUUGAGCGGCGCUGCCAGAGCCACCGGCCAGCGCUCCAUGCAGGACUCGCCCUGCGCGCCUGCGAGCACUGAGUGCGAGGAGGCCAUGGCGUCUGGGCCGGCCCACUAGCAAGUCGCCAUGUCUCGGGAGGCAGGCUCGUGCCGUGUGGGUGCAGGGGCAAGGGCACGGGCACGGAAACCCAAGAAGCCACACUACAUCCCCCGGCCCUGGGGCAAGCCCUACAACUACAAGUGCUUCCAGUGCCCCUUCACCUGCCUGGAGAAGUCGCACCUCUACAACCACAUGAAGUACAGCCUCUGCAAGGACUCCCUCUCGCUGCUGCUCGACUCCCCAGACUGGGCCUGCCGCCGCGCCCCUGCUGCGCCCCGGCCCCGCACACCCAGUCCUGACCGCUGUGCCGAGCCCUCCGGGCUGGGCAGCCAGACCCAAGGUGCACGGCUCCCAGAGGCCGCUUCCACGCCUGACCUCUCCCUCCGCCACUGUGGUGGGGGCCCCAAGCCUGGGUCUGAGGGGUCCCCAGGGCCACCACCCCCUGUAGCCAGGGCUGCCGGGAAGGGUCCAGGGUCCAGCCGGCACCUAACCGAGCAGUGGAAGCCAGGGUCGAGCACCGGCCCCAGGGGCGUGACCACGGGGGAUGUGGCCUCAGUAGGUCCUGAGGGCAGUGUCCCUUGUUACCCCCCGCCCUCCCGGGGUGAGUUCCCUGAUGCCCAGAAUCUCCACCUGUCUCUGCUGGGUGUCAACUACCCACUUGGCCCUGGCCUCUUCUCCUACCUGGGGCCCUCGCUGGCUGCCACGGCCCACAUGCCCUUCCUGGCCUCGGCCAGCCCCCUGCUGCCACCGGCUGCAGCCUUCCCGGCCCCGCAGCCCCCGGAGCGCCCAGCCCUGGCCCCCCGCCUGUACUACCCCCUGCUCCUGGAGCACACGCUGGGCCUGCCCACAAGCAAACCUGCCCCCACCAAGCCACCUGGGCCCCCGAAGGCGCCCACUGGAACUCUGGUCCCUGGGCUGCUGAAGGUGCCCGUUCCAGGGCUUGGGGGGCCCUGGCCUCCCGGGACCCCCAGGGACCCAGGGCAGGAGGAGGAGCUGGAACAGGUAGCUCAGAGCAGCCCCAAAAGGAUGCUGGCCCUGGGGAGCAGGCCAGAGCUCCCAAAGGCCCUCCCCAGCCUGGCAAAGUGCGGUUCCCAGAGCAGCCUGCCGGCCAGCUCCUCCAUGAUACCCUGGCCCGAGGACAAGGAGCCCUGCGAGCCCGAGACCCUGGGCCUGGAGGGGCCCCGUCUUCCGCAGCUGCCCACGUUGGGAAGCCCAGGGCAUGUGGGCGAGGACCUGGCCCGGGCCCUGGGCGCCUAUGCUAGAGUGGAGCGACGUCUGGGGCAGCUGGCACCGUCCGCAGGCCCGGCCCCACGGCCUCUGCGGGAGCAGCUGGGCCAGAUCCGCAGGGAGCUGCUCGCUAUUCACCAGGCGCUGGAGCGGGCCGUGAGGCCGCCGGACACACCGCUGGACCUCUCUGUGAAGCGGGUGCCUACCCAGGGACCCCUGCUGCCUGCGGGGACCUGGAGGCAGCCUUCGCUGCACCCCCCAGUGGCCCAGGGCUCCCCUGAGCCGCCCAGCAUGCUGGGCCCUGCACCAGAGCCCUUCUCUGGCCGCACCACCAAGUGCGAGGCCGACUCCAGUGUCCCACCCCCAGGCCUCCCCCUCCAGGCCUCGGGGGACCCUGUCAUUCCUGGGAGCGGGUGGGUCACCCGCAUGGGGGUUGGGGGCUCCCCGACCCCUCAGGAUGCCCCUGUCCUACAAAGCCCCCCCGGUGCUGAGGCCUGACCCCUGGCCCUGCCGGCUGUCUGCACCCUCGGCUCCCGCCCCCGGCCCCCACCCUGUCCGGCUUCAGCAUGCUCCUGCUGGACCCCGGCCAGCCCACGGCCAGCUUGUCUCUCAGGCCACCAGACAGCGGGGAGCGCGGUUGUCUGUUGGCCACAGGGGACGUGAUUAAAGACACCGCCCACCC